UGUCGUAUUAGAGAAAGGAAAGUUCCCCUUUCCCACUCGGUAAGUUAGGCCGCCAAUGUCGAAUUUAUAAUUGUCGCUUUAUAGCAAACGUCUAUAAAACCAAAUACGGUCCUAAUUCCUAAGGUGUCUCGUUUUUUUCACUGUUCUUCCGAUUUCUUGAUUCUUUUUUGUAAAAAUUAGGGUUUCGUUUGGUUGAAUCAGGGUUAGAUAGCCAUGUUAGAGCAAUUAUUGAUCUUCACUAGAGGAGGAUUAAUCCUGUGGACUUGUAAGGAGCUUAGCAAUGCUCUCAAAGGUUCGCCGAUCGACACUUUGAUUAGAUCGUGCUUAUUGGAGGAGCGAUCGGGGUUAGCGUCGUAUGAUUAUGACGCUCCGGGGGCCAAUUACACCCUUAAAUGGACUUUCCACAAUGACUUAGGGUUGGUUUUUGUUGCUGUGUAUCAGAAGAUUCUUCACUUGCUGUAUGUGGAUGAUCUGCUUUCAAUGGUUAAGCGUGAAUUCUCGGUUGUUUAUGAUCCGAGUAAGACAGAUUAUAGUUGUUUUGAUGAUGUUUAUAGGCAGCUUAGGUUGGAGGCUGAAGCUAGAGCUGAGGAAAUUAAGAAAUCGUCAAAAUUAGGGGCAAGAAUUGUUAGUAAGAAGCAAGAACAGGGGCAGAAGACCAAGUUUGAUCAAGGUGGUAAGAGAAUUGGUGGUGGGAAUCUGAAGAAUGAUAACGAUGGUGAUAAUAAGCUGGAGAAUGGAUAUGUGAAUGGAGAUAGCCUUAAUGAGGAUGUUAAACAGCGCGGUAGUGUAAAUGAUAAAGAGAAUAUGAGCUCGAAUAAUGGAGCAUUCGAUGUAAAUAAGCUUCAGAAGUUACGAUCAAAGGGUAGUAAGAAGAAUGAUACUGUUGUUAGUAAAGGUUCCAAACCAGACACCAAGAAAAAGGUUACUAAGAAGAAUAGAGUGUGGGAUGAAAAGCCUCAAGAGGUGAAGCUGGAUUAUACUGAUCCUGUGACUGAGAACGGGGAUGAACAUGUGAAUUAUGUCGCAGCAGCGAUUGAGGGUGAAAGUAUGAUGGAUAAAGAAGAAGUUUUCAGCAGUGACAGUGAGGAGGAAGAAGAAGAUGAUGAUCAAGUUGUUGAUGGAUCUAAAGCUGGGACGAAGUCAAAGGGCUGGUUUUCUUCAAUGUUUCAGAGUAUUGCAGGCAAGGCUAAUUUGGAGAGGGCUGAUCUUGAGCCAGCUUUGAAAGGUCUGAAGGACAGGCUUAUGACUAAGAAUGUGGCUGAGGAGAUAGCAGAGAAACUUUGUGAAUCAGUUGCAACAAGCCUUGAGGGUAAAAAGCUGGGUUCGUUUACAAGGAUAUCAUCAACAGUUCAGGCUGCUAUGGAAGAUGCCCUUGUUCGCAUCCUUACUCCUAAACGUUCUAUUGACAUACUUAGGGAUGUUCAUGCUGCCAAAGAACAAGGGAAACCAUAUGUUGUUGUGUUUGUAGGUGUCAAUGGAGUUGGAAAGUCCACCAAUCUGGCCAAGGUUGCAUACUGGCUGUUGCAACACAAGGUCAGUGUCAUGAUGGCUGCCUGUGAUACAUUCCGUUCUGGAGCUGUUGAGCAGCUUCGUACUCAUGCGCGCAGACUUCAGAUUCCAAUCUUUGAGAAAGGUUAUGAGAAGGAUCCUGCUAUUGUGGCAAAGGAAGCAAUCCAAGAGGCCACUCGCAAUGGUUCAGAUGUGGUUCUUGUUGAUACAGCUGGUCGAAUGCAGGAUAAUGAACCAUUGAUGCGUGCACUCUCAAAGCUUAUCUACCUUAACAGUCCGGAUCUUGUCCUUUUUGUUGGUGAAGCGCUAGUUGGUAAUGAUGCUGUGGAUCAACUUUCAAAAUUCAAUCAGAAACUUGCGGAUCUGUCAAACUCACCAAAUCCAAGAUUGAUUGAUGGCAUUCUUCUUACCAAGUUCGACACCAUCGAUGACAAGGUUGGAGCUGCUUUAUCCAUGGUGUACAUAUCAGGGGCUCCCGUGAUGUUUGUUGGUUGUGGGCAAUCCUACACCGACUUGAAGAAACUCAAUGUGAAGAGUAUUGUGAAAACACUUCUCAAGUGAGCGUUCCAACACAAUAUGCCAUAUUGAUGCUAAUAUGUGAAAUCUGGCGUCCCUCAACAUACUAUCAUCCUCGGUUGAUUAUAAUUUUAAUGUAGUUGUGUUAGCAAGAAUUUUAAACAGUGUUUAUGGUCUGCGGUUCUGAAUAUAAUAGCAUAACUUUUUGUUUGGACAAAGCUGAAAUUCUGCAUUCUAAAUAAAUAGAAAACGCCCUAUUCAGGGUGAGUGUUUGGUUUA
Spinacia oleracea (spinach) is the source of this 2304-nucleotide messenger RNA. RefSeq lists its product as uncharacterized. The record is from RefSeq and is a predicted model, not a curated record. NCBI's taxonomy places the organism in Eukaryota, Viridiplantae, Streptophyta, Magnoliopsida, Caryophyllales, Amaranthaceae. The transcript has 10 exons. Gene Ontology annotation, molecular function: GTP binding; ATP hydrolysis activity; signal recognition particle binding. Gene Ontology annotation, cellular component: signal recognition particle receptor complex; endoplasmic reticulum membrane. Bases 214 to 2070 code for a protein of 618 amino acids. Gene Ontology annotation, biological process: intracellular protein transport; SRP-dependent cotranslational protein targeting to membrane.